UUGUGAAGUGUGAACUUUGCUUGAAGCGGGCAAGAAUUGAAAUGCGUGUUGACGUUUAUGACAUGUUAUCCCAAUGUUGUGAUGGGUUAUACGACGUAUGUUGUAGCUUGUUUGUUGGCUAUUGUUCCAAUGAUUGGGGAUUUUGUGGUUAGUGCAAGUGACAACCGAUUAGCCAAGUCAUUAUCAGACAAUUUAACUCAUGGAGUAAUUGGUUUUUUAACAUGGUUGUUGGUGUGCGUUCAUUAUGCACACGUAUCAGCCUACGUUUCAUUAGCUGAGUCUGCUGCUUGUUGUUUGGCAGCUUCUGCAAUUGAUGUUGAUCAUUUUGUAGCAGCAAGAUCCGUGUCUCUUGAGAAUGCUUUACAAUUGAAGUCUCGUCCAUUCCUGCACUGCACAUCAAUACCAUUGUUAGUUUUUGGUAUAGGAGUAGUUGUUGGUUAUGUACUGAAAUACUCUAUGAUGAAAAGAUAUUCAUGGUUACUUAUUGCAGCAUUACUCAGUCAUCACAUUAGAGAUUCUACUAGACGGGGAUUGUGGCUUUGGCCCUGCGGUACAACUUACCCAUUACCAUAUUAUUUAUAUGUAAUUAUUACUGUACUGAUACCAUUCUUAAUUGUAGCUGGAAUGAAACUGACAGAUACCACUUACAAUUAUGAUACAAUAAGUGUAUAGUACUGGUUAUCUAGUUCUAGAAGAGAUUUGUUACACUGUUAUAAAACUUUGAUAUCAAUACUAAUGUCCAGAAUUGCAGAC
Molecule: messenger RNA, 753 nt
Organism: Schistocerca cancellata (South American locust)
Lineage: Eukaryota; Metazoa; Arthropoda; Insecta; Orthoptera; Acrididae
Product: transmembrane protein 267
Exons: 2
Coding region: 58-672 (204 amino acids)
Source: RefSeq, a predicted model, not a curated record